Aspergillus mulundensis is the source of this 609-nucleotide messenger RNA. RefSeq names its product emp24/gp25L/p24 family protein. Lineage: Eukaryota; Fungi; Ascomycota; Eurotiomycetes; Eurotiales; Aspergillaceae. The transcript is spliced from 3 exons. Gene Ontology annotation, cellular component: endoplasmic reticulum; endoplasmic reticulum-Golgi intermediate compartment; COPII-coated ER to Golgi transport vesicle. Gene Ontology annotation, biological process: endoplasmic reticulum to Golgi vesicle-mediated transport; protein retention in ER lumen; Golgi organization. The record is from RefSeq and is a predicted model, not a curated record. Bases 1 to 609 code for a protein of 202 amino acids.
AUGCGUUUCUCCGCAGCCUCGCUCCUCCUUGGCCUUAGCUGGAUCACCGCCGCCGCCGCACACAACAUCCAGCUCCGCGCCCACUCACGAGAAUGCUUCCACGAGAGCUUGCACAAGGAUGACAAGAUGACCGUUUCGUUCCAGGUCGGCGACCGGGAGUUUGGUGGGAGCGGAAAUCUCGAGAUUGACUUCUGGGUUGAAGACCCCCAAUCCAACCGCCAAUACUACAAGCAAGCCAUCAGCUCCGAAGACUACUCGUUCACCGCACACCUCGACGGCAAAUACGUCUACUGCUUCAGCAACGAGGGCUGGACCUCGAACUCCAAGGAAGUCUCGUUUAACGUCCACGGCAUCGUUUACGUUCCCGAAUCCGAAAUGGCGCAGGAUCCGCUGGAGACGGAGGUCCGCAAGCUUUUGGAGAACCUGGCCCAGGUCAAGGAUGAGCAGUCGUACAUUGUUGUCCGUGAGCGCGUACACCGCAACACCGCGGAGAGCACAAAUGCCCGUGUCAAGUGGUGGAGUAUCUUCCAGCUGGCGGUGCUUAUUGGGGAAGGUGUUUUCCAGGUUUGGUGGUUGAAGAGAUUCUUUGAGGUUAAGCGCGUUGUCUAA